AUGGAGGAUUCUGAGGGCGACUCUGAAGCCUCAGGAAAUGAAAAUGAAGGGGAUUUUUGUGAGAAAUUUUCUCAAAAAAUAUUAGGUGCACCAGCUGAAGCUACUCUUGUAUCACAUGGCAGUAAGCAGCAUCAAGAAUCCAGCAGUGAUGACGAUGAGCCUUUAGUAAAAUACGUACCCAAAAGCAAAAAAUUCAAGUCAAAGUCAAAACUGGAAAACUGGUAUCAGCAAGACUUACCAAACUCUGUGAAUCGAAUAAUGUAA
Acanthoscelides obtectus is the source of this 264-nucleotide messenger RNA. The record is from the annotation of a GenBank genome assembly. NCBI's taxonomy places the organism in Eukaryota, Metazoa, Arthropoda, Insecta, Coleoptera, Chrysomelidae.